GCCGUGUGCUACUGUUUGCCACUCCACGCCACCUCCGCGAGCUUCCUGGAAUCACUGCAUCCCCGCCGGCAUGUCCCAGGCUGAGUUUGAGAAAGCUGCUGAGGAGGUUAAGCACCUCAAGACCAAGCCAGGAGACAAUGAGAUGCUUUUCAUCUACAGCCGCUACAAACAAGCAACUGUGGGUGAUGUAAAUACAGAGCGGCCUGGAAUGUUGGACCUCAAAGGCAAGGCCAAGCGGGAUGCCUGGAAUGAGCUGAAAGGGACUUCCAAGGAAGAUGCCAUGAAAGCGUAUGUCGACAAAGUAGAAGAACUAAAGAAAAAAUAUGGAAUAUAAGGGACUGCCAGCCACACAUUUCACCUAAACGGAUAUAAUGCCUUGUUUUUCUAAUACUGUGGAUGAAGUUAAUAAAUAACUAGUUAACCCAGUUGCUCAAAAUAGCCCAGGAUAUGACGCUAACAAGAGAGGGGCUGAAAUGGUUACUGACCCUCACUGAGUAGUUUUUAUCCGUAGAUCAAUUAAAAAUACAUUUGU
Messenger RNA from Hippopotamus amphibius kiboko, 532 nucleotides. RefSeq names its product acyl-CoA-binding protein-like. Gene Ontology annotation, molecular function: fatty-acyl-CoA binding. The transcript has a single exon. Gene Ontology annotation, biological process: fatty acid metabolic process. Lineage: Eukaryota; Metazoa; Chordata; Mammalia; Artiodactyla; Hippopotamidae. Bases 71 to 334 code for a protein of 87 amino acids. Gene Ontology annotation, cellular component: mitochondrion. The record is from RefSeq and is a predicted model, not a curated record.